Molecule: messenger RNA, 1365 nt
Organism: Benincasa hispida (wax gourd)
Lineage: Eukaryota; Viridiplantae; Streptophyta; Magnoliopsida; Cucurbitales; Cucurbitaceae
Biological process (GO): root development; shoot system development
Source: RefSeq, a predicted model, not a curated record
AGCAUGGCAUGAACACUGCUGAAUUAAUUGCUUAUGCAGAUGCAUUACUUAAUUAUAGUUAGAUGAGCUUGAGAUUCCUCAUGUUUCCUUCAGCCAAGUAAUAUAAAUAUGCUUCCCUAAAGGGCAAAAGUUAAAAGAAAGUUGAAACUUCUCUAGCUGUUUUGUAAUUCAAUAGCUUAGACUUUUUUCUUUUCAAAGAGAAAAUGGAUUCCUUUGCUGGAAACUCAAAGAGAUCAUUUCAUAUCCGCUCGAACAGCUUACCUUCGAAACUGCAUCCAGUCGUCGACGAAGUUGAUGAACAUCUAUGCAGAUUGAAGGCCUCUGAAGCCACUUCUUCAUCUCAUUCUUUGUGCCAAAAACUUGGGAGCCUUCAGGAUUUGCAAGAUUGCAUCGAUAAAUUACUUCUUUUGCCGCUCACUCAUCAAGCUCUUGUCAACAACAAAUCGGUUGAUGACUUGUUGGAAGGAUCUCUCAAGCUCUUGGACUUGUGUGUUGUGGCAAAAGAUGCAUUGUCACAGAUGAAAGAAUUGACACAUGAACUCAAGUGUGUUUUACGCAGAAGAAGAGGAGAUGACAUUGCAAGGAAAGUUCAGAAGUAUUUGAACUCACGAAAAACGAUAAAGAAGACAAUCCACAAGGCCUUGAAGGGAAUGGAGAAAACAAGUUUCCAAAAAAGUGAUGAAAGUUCAGAAAUUGUUAGCUUGUUAAAAGAGGCAGAAGCAAUCACAUAUAGCAGCAUUGAAUCCUUAUUGUCCUUUAUGGCUGGACAAAAGUUUGCAUCAAAGAUGAGCAGAUGGUCUUUGGUUUCCAAGCUGAUGCAACCAAAAAGAGUAGCCUGCAAAGAGGAAGACGAAAACAGAAAUGAAGUAGAGAGAAUGGAUGUUGCACUAUCUUUAAUCACAAGUCAUAAAUCUGAUUUCUUUGUACAAGUUGAAGAUGUCCAGACCUCGUUGAAGAAAUUGGAGUCGAGUAUUCACGACCUCGAAGAAGACCUUGAGAGUCUAUAUCGACAUCUUAUCAAAAAUAGAGUCUCGUUUCUCAACAUCCUAACUUGCUAAGGAUGGAAACUUAGAUCAUAGUAUCAUGGCUAAUUUCAUGAGAAUCCAAUUUUGUUGAUGUAAACACCACAGUAUAUAUAAAUAUACAAAUACCUCUUAUAACAAUUUUGCGAAUCCAGAUUAUGAAUUCAAUAUCACCUUCUUCUCUAGCUAACUUUUUGCAAUGUAAAAUCCUUGAUAGAUUAGUAAACAAUAGUAUGCUUUUUGUAUUGAAUUCAAAACUAAAAUCAUGCUGAUUUGAGCUCAAAAUAAACGAUACCAUGAUAUUAUAGAGCUAUGGAAAGGCCAGCAUUCAAACAUAUCCCUG